AUGACACAUUUCAACAAGGUUAACAUCUGGUCGAUUAUCAUCCUCUCUUUUGGGGCUUUCUUUUACGGCUAUGACUCUGGCCUCACCACCUCCAUCUUGGGAUACCCCCAAUUCAUAUCCUAUUUCAAUUUCAACUCCAAUACCAUCGGAGCUUUAGGAUCAUGUUAUUAUGCGGGCAGCUUCUUCGGUUCUGGGCUGAACUUCUGGCUUCCUGAUCGAUAUGGCCGAAAGCCAACUAUCUACAUUGCCUGCGUUGUCGCUUUGGUGGGUGCUGUCCUUCAGACUGCCGCUCAAAACAUCGAGAUGCUUUUCGUUGGGCGUGUCAUUGGUGGCAUCGCUUCUGGUAUCGUCUUCGGUGUCUGCCCAAUGUUCAUGUCAGAAAUUUCGCCACCAGAAUUCCGUGGCAGAGUUGGUGGGCUGUACAAUUUGAACAUCAACCUUGGUUAUACCUUGACCGAAUGGAUGGGUCUCGGAUUCAGUUACAUCGGCUCUGAUGUCGCCUGGCGAUUAUUCUUGGGUUUGCAACACGCUCCGCCUAUUCUCAUGGCCUUGUGUGUGCCUUACCUGCCAGAAUCGCCUAGAUUUCUCAUCAUGAGAGGUCGCUAUGACGAAGCGUUGGAGGUGAUUACAAAACUUCACGGCGGCGCUCCCGGCGCGGAUGACGACUUUUACAUUCGCGAAUUCAACCAGAUCAAGGCACAGCAUGAACUUGAAGUCCGCGAACGAGUUGGCCUACGCACCAUUCUUCGCCGGCCAUCCUACCGCAAGCGAAUGUUCAUCGUUGUCUUCCAGUUCGCCUUUGCCAUGUUUACUGGUAUCAUCCCACUCCAGAACUAUCAGUUCAUCUUGUACACCUACCUUGGAGUCACCAACAAGAUAGCACUCGUCAUGGUCGGAGUAUGGGGCACUUGCGGAGUCAUCUUCUGCUCCAUCGGUGCUUUGCUAUUUGAUAAGCUUGGCCGCAGAAAGUCCUUGCUUAUAUCUCUUUGGGUGCAGUUCCUGGCAUCCAUCGCCAUGGUCAUCUUCUGGGCACGAUUCCAGGAUUCAGGCAACACCAAUUUGCUCCUCGGUCGCUUUACUGUCGGUUUCAUGUUCGUUUACCUGAUCGGAUAUGCCUUCAUCAUGAACUCGUUCGGAUAUACGUACCCGUCGGAAAUCAUGCCAACGCCGAUCCGAGCAGCCGGCAACGCCGUGGCCUUCUGCACAUUCAACGCCAUUACGAUCAUGUUGGUGCAAGUGACGCCAAUCGCCAUCGAGCACAUCGCAUGGAAGUUCUUCCUCAUCUUCAUCAUCUGCGAUGCCAUCUUCAUCGUCGUGGUCUAUUGGGUCUACCCAGAGACCGUGGGCAAAACACUGGAAGAAAUUGCCGCGUUAUUCGGCGACGAGGUAGCGGUCGGUAUCCGGGAAGCGCAUGACUUCCCAGACACUGGUGCUCUCUCGUCAGACGAGAAGAUUGCCAGCGAGGUUACCGAGACCGAACGUGUGGAGGACCUCGGUAAGGGGAACAAGGCUCUGUAG
Cladophialophora psammophila CBS 110553 is the source of this 1518-nucleotide messenger RNA. RefSeq lists its product as uncharacterized. The record is from RefSeq and is a predicted model, not a curated record. Gene Ontology annotation, biological process: transmembrane transport; carbohydrate transport. The coding region runs from base 1 to 1518 and encodes 505 amino acids. Gene Ontology annotation, cellular component: membrane. The transcript is spliced from 6 exons. Lineage: Eukaryota; Fungi; Ascomycota; Eurotiomycetes; Chaetothyriales; Herpotrichiellaceae. Gene Ontology annotation, molecular function: carbohydrate:proton symporter activity.